This is a messenger RNA of Talaromyces proteolyticus, 1491 nucleotides long. RefSeq lists its product as uncharacterized. Bases 1 to 1491 code for a protein of 496 amino acids. The transcript is spliced from 3 exons. NCBI's taxonomy places the organism in Eukaryota, Fungi, Ascomycota, Eurotiomycetes, Eurotiales, Trichocomaceae. The record is from RefSeq and is a predicted model, not a curated record.
AUGGAGCUAUCAGACAGUGACAUGAUGCAGCAGCCUGAUCAACAAGAUAGCCAAGUUGACGAACCAGCUACAACCCCCGACGGACUCACCGGACCUAGGCCCGUAGAAGCAGCUAUAAAGAAACAGACACAGGCUCUGCGCAGAUUCUCAGACAGCACUGGACAAAUACAAUAUCUGGAUCCCCGGCCCACAGCAACGGUGCGUCCAUCGGCUGAUACCCUCUUCUCAGACCUUUCAUUAUAUACCGGCGAUGUAUCUAAUGGGCAACGGUAUGGCCGGGAGUCUCUCCGCUCGCCAUCGCCGGUUCCGGCCGAACCUACCUCUGAAUUACCCAGUCCAAGGAGGAGACGUUCACUGCGAUGGAUCGUUUUGAAGGCAUGGUUGCAUAGUAAAGGGAUGCUGAUGGUGAUUCUAUCACAAUUCUUUGGCGCGUCUAUGAAUGUGAUGACACAGAUUCUCGAGCGGGAUGGAAGCCAUGGGAAAGCCAUGCAUCCGUUUCAAAUCCUGUUUACUCGCAUGCUUAUCACGGCAGCUGCCAGUUAUGCUUACAUGUGUUGGGGGUUCUUUGGGGUAUUUGGAAUGUACUUUUCGCUGUUGUAUAUGCCGUUGGCAGAAGCCACCGUGCUUACAUUUCUGGCACCGAUCGUCGCGUGCUAUGUGUGUUCGUUCCUGAUGCCCAACGAACCAUUCACUCGAAGGCAACAACUAGCCGGCAUCGUGUCUCUUCUCGGUGUCAUCCUGAUCGCGCGGCCAUUCUCUGGCGGGAAAGUUGAAGAUGUCGUUGAUUUAACGCCGCCGUCCAACAGCACCAUGAUCGAUUCGUCUGGGCUGCUGGCCGAAAGUAUCACAGAGGCUGCCCCGUCGGCGUACCAGCAUCUCUUGGCGAUCGGGUUCAGUCUGGUCGGCGUACUUGGCGCAGCGUGUGCAUACACAACGAUUCGGCUGAUUGGAACUAGAGCUCACGCGCUGGUCAGUGUAACUUAUUUCUCGACCUACUCAACCCUGAUCUCCAUCGUUGCCAUGAUCGCUAUUCCCUCUGUAUCGUUCCGGCUGCCAGGGAAUAUCUCAGAAUGGGGACUGUUACUGGGGCUAGGGGCGAAUGGGUUCACGAUGCAGUACUUGCUUACGGCUGGUCUAGCAUAUAAGCCACCAUCGUCGACAACGACCAGCGGCCACGGCACGCGAGCAACAUCGAUGGUGUACACGCAGAUGCUGUUUGCACUGUUUUACGAUAAGCUGGUGAUGGACAGCACGCCAUCGGCGAUUAGUUGGGCUGGGUCGGGGCUGAUUCUGGGGAGUGCGCUGUACGUUGCUAUUGUUCGAGACAGCAACACGAACAUGACCACGAUGGGGACAGUGGCUGCCGCGAUUCACGCGGAUGAAAGCCGGGAGAAUGCGAGUGAAAUGGCAGGCUUGAGAAAGGAUAUUGAACAAGGUCAAGCACUGUUGGCACGUGAGCCGGAGAUUACUGAUCCGGGCUCUUCUCGAUAG